Microthlaspi erraticum is the source of this 1224-nucleotide messenger RNA. Lineage: Eukaryota; Viridiplantae; Streptophyta; Magnoliopsida; Brassicales; Brassicaceae. The record is from the annotation of a GenBank genome assembly.
AUGUCGAUGAAGAUCAAAGGAGAGCAUUCUUCUAGAAGCUUCGCAUCGCGAAAAUGGACAUUGUUACUCUGCUUAGGGAGCUUCUGCGUCGGAAUGUUCUUCACCGAUCGAAUGUGGAGUAUUCCGGAAUCUAAAGGCAUCUCUCGUCCAUCCGUAACCGAAGCUGAAAGAUUGAAGCUGAUAUCUGAAGGCUGCAAUCCAAAAUCUCUUUACCAGAAAGAAGUAAAACGAGAUCCCCAGGCUUUGUUUGGAGAAGUAUCAAACACACACAAUGCUAUACAGAAAUUGGAUAAGACGAUUUCAAGCUUAGAGAUGGAGUUAGCUGCAGCAAGGUCAGUGCAGGAGUCUUUACAAAUCGGGGCUCCUGUAUCAGAUGAUAUGGGGAAGAAGCAACCUCAGGGAAAGAGACGCUAUUUCAUGGUCAUUGGGAUUAAUACAGCUUUUAGUAGCCGCAAGAGAAGAGAUUCUGUUCGAGCUACGUGGAUGCCUCAAGGUGAAAAAAGGAAGAGACUUGAAGAAGAGAAGGGAAUUAUCAUCCGGUUUGUCAUUGGUCACAGUGCCACGGCUGGGGGUAUUCUAGAUAGAGCCAUAGAAGCUGAGGACAGGAAGCAUGGGGAUUUCCUGACACUGGACCAUGUUGAAGGGUACCUAGAGUUGUCAGGCAAGACGAAAACUUACUUUUCUACAGCGUUUUCAAUGUGGGAUGCAGAUUUCUAUGUCAAAGUAGAUGAUGAUGUUCAUGUAAAUAUAGCUACUCUUGGAGAAACUCUUGUUAGACAUCGAAAGAAACAGCGGGUCUAUAUCGGUUGCAUGAAAUCUGGUCCUGUGCUCUCUCAAAAAGGGGUGAGAUACCAUGAGCCAGAGUACUGGAAAUUUGGUGAGAAUGGGAACAAAUACUUCCGUCAUGCUACUGGACAGUUAUACGCCAUUUCAAGAGACUUGGCUUCUUAUAUUUCAAUCAAUCAGCAUGUUCUUCACAAGUAUGCGAACGAAGAUGUUUCCUUAGGAGCUUGGUUUAUUGGGAUUGAUGUUAAACACAUUGAUGAUAGAAGAUUAUGCUGCGGCACUCCUCCUGAUUGCGAGUGGAAAGCGCAAGCUGGGAACAUAUGUGUAGCAUCAUUCGACUGGACCUGUAGUGGAAUCUGCAGAUCAGCAGAUCGCAUCAAAGAGGUUCAUCGACGCUGUGGUGAAGGCGAAAACGCUCUUUGGAGUGCCACGUUUUGA